GGAUUAAAGUGUCGGUUGUCGAUAUGUCGCGUCGUCGAUAUGCCAACGGUAAUCCAAUGGCCAGGCCAAGCCAAGGUACUUUAGCAGUCUAGGACUACAUGUAUUGUAGACUAGCAAAUGAUCCAGCUUGAUCUAGACAAGAUUUAAAAAUGAUUCCAAGAGUUGAAAGGUAUAGGCAUCCAUCCAACAGAGCUAGCUUGAUGUAAAACAAUGUCCUCUUCCAGUUCUUCCACAAUGACAUCUUUGCUUGUCUUGAGCUAUGUCUUACUUCUCCACUGGAACCUGGUCCGUUGUAAGCUCCAGUAUGAUCCUGGAGGAUCUGAAGACCUGGACCUUCAUGAUGCUAAAGCAGCUAUAGGAAAGUACUUCAAAUACAGCAUUCCAGAGCCAAGAAUGAAAUUAAACGAACAUAAAUUCAUUUAUGAGGUAUCAGAGGUUGGGACCAGCUCUAUCCCCACAUGGCUCGACUUCAACCAAACUUCUUAUACGCUCUAUGGAAUUCCUUUGGUCACAGAGAAAGGUUUCUAUUUGAUGAAGGUAUCUCUGUUAUUCAUGUCUGACAAUACAACAUCUGUUCAAGCCCAAGAUAUCUUUGCCAUUGAUGUAGAUUUUGAAGCAUCACAGGAACUGACCAAGAAAGAAAUCUUAGCAGGUGUUGGUGCCAAACCCCACCAGACAUUAUAUACAGUUGGGAAAAUGAGUGAGCGUGAUACAUGCAGGAGAGAUGAAAUACAGACUGUCAUGUCUGUAUUGUUUGAUGCAGAUGUAAACCAACUCAUUGGGGCCAGCAGAAUAUCCUUGAUCACCAGUUUAGCUUCAUUUGUUAAUCAACCCUUACAAGAAUUCAUCAUGAGCUCCAAGCAUAGUAGUGUUAUCUUGAAGAUGCAGAAAGAUGUUGUGAUUGCAGCUGGUCCGGGUAACGGUCACAAUGCUGGAAGCAAUAAUGGAAUUGUUGUAUCAUGGCCACUUCCCUGUGCGACACAAAACCUUAUUAUCCAAUUUCCAAAGGUGUUGUCUAGAAAUAUUGCAUCUGGGCACUUCAGAGACACUACUGGCUUCAAUGUGAUCAAUUGGUAUAUUACAAAAGUGAGAAAUGAUGGUGUGAAUGCUAGAGGACGUUCAAAGAGAGAGGCAGCAAGGACUGUGGUACCAACUCCCAAACCAUCGCAGACUGCCUCGGUCAUGACUACAACCUCUCUGCUUACAAUCUCAUCUAGUGAUCAAUCAAUGCAGACUAUGUUAACAUCUGUAGAAUCAACACUUUCAUUUACAUCAUCACGUAGUGAGCAGACAAUGUCAUUUUUUUCAUUCAGUACAUCUGGAUUUGAAUUUCCAACAACUCCAAUGGACUUCUCCUCUACACCUACUUCUAUAUAUAGCCCAUCUCCAUCUAUACGUACAUUGACAAGUUUUGGAACAGAGAGUACACAGGUAUCUCUUUCACAGUCACUCUUCAUGACAAGUUUGUCAACCUUCUUCAUGUUGCCUACAGCUGACUUGUUUAGUUUGUCAGUGCAGACAUCACUUUUCUCUCCUACAUCUCAUCAAAGAACUACUUCCUACCAGACACAAAUCUCCUCACCUUUGGAAAGUUCAGAGUCAACAGAAGAGUUUUUGACCUCUAUUUUCAUUUCAAGUGAUAUAAUUUCACGAAGUAAUAUAGUCUUUCCCAGUGUACACAGUACAUUGGAUGAUAGUCAAAGUAUAUUUAAGUCAACUGAUAUAAUUUCAUCUUCUUUGCAAAUACCCAAAUCACCAAGUAUUUCUUAUGACGAAUCUGUUCCAUCAACCAGCUUGGUAUUCACAAUGCUCUCUCGUCAAUCCAUUGAGAGCUUGUUUUCAUCUAGUUUACUAUCUACCCUUCAAAGCUCCAUAUUGGAUUCAACUGCUUUUCCUGAAAUGUCCAGUGGUGGAAGUCUCAUCCCAUCAGUAUCUACAGGGCUUACAAUAUCUUUAGGAGCUUCAGAUUUUGAAAGUACACACACCUUUAGGCUUACAUCAGUAGAGGUAACAACAUCAUCCCAGAUUACAUCAACACCUUCAGAUAGUGCUAUUUUGUCAACUUCUCCAUAUUUCUUAAGCACUCUCCUGUUUUCAUCAGAGAUAACUAUAUUUUCCACUGGAUAUGUUCAGACAUCAAAUAGCCUAAUGUUAACCUCGCAUAUUGAGACUAGUUCAGGAGGAACAAUGAUAACAAUGCUUUCAACAUCAACCCCAAUGUCUUCACAAAUUCAUACCAGUUUAUUCUCAACAACGAGCAUCACAGCACCCUCGCUCACACAUGUAACCACAAGUGAAGUGACAACACUUAUGACCUCUUCAGGAGUAUCCUCCAAACAAGAUGUUUCAACAGCUACUGCCGUCUUUCCUACAUCACCGAGGUCCAUUGAAAUCCAAUCAUCUGACAUUGUUCAAAGUACAACAGUCCUUCUCUCAUCCACUGUUGCACCUCCAAAUACUAUGUCAUCUAGUUAUGUUUUAAGCCCUAUGCCACCAUCCACUGAAACGUUCACAAGUUCCAGUUCCAGCAAGCUGGUGAUGUCUACCUUUGAAACAUCUGCAUCAGGUAUGAUUCAAUCAAGUCUUGUGGAAACUGACACAAUUUCUUUGUCAUCACUGAUUGGAGUGAAUACACUUCUAAGCACUAAGGAUGUUACAGCAUCUCCCACCUUACCCUCGGAUAGUUUUAUGAGCACUGGUACUUUAAUAGACACCAUUUCUCUGUCUGAACGUUUAUCCUCAUCUUUGUCUCCAAAGAUGUCAAAUUACUUGACAUCAAUUUUGCCAAACACCCCUAUCACUGCUUCCUUAGUCAGUAUAACUGAAAUGUUAUCUGUCACACAGUCAUAUAUAUCGAGAGGAACUCUUUUGACUGGUGGAGUGACUGAAAUAUCCAUGACCUCAACAUUCUUUCAAACACAUAGUUUGGUGACUACUGGUGUGUCUGAGAUAUCAACUUCUAUCUUACACCAAUCUUCUGAAUCAGCUUUUUUAUCAAAAAGCUAUCUUGUGUCAUUAUUUAGCUCAAGUACCAGUGAGUUUCCAUUUCUUAGCACAAGCAUGGCACCAUCACUUUCAUCUGUGAAAUAUGUAAAUUCUUCAGCACCUACUGGUUCUAUUUCACCCUCGGAGCAAACUUCGACAGACAUGUUUUUAACAACUCUUCAACUAUCAACUUCAGAGAUAUUAAGCACAAGUGCUUUUCAGUCAUCUCCUUUUUCUGUUUCAUCAAUGGCAAGUUUCCCAACUCCCACUUUAUCAUCCACUGGUGCAUCUCUUGCACACUCUGUCCUUACUUCUACUGUCAGUCAGGAAACUACAAGUAUUGGGUUAGAAUCUGAUAAGUCAAUGACCUUGUUCUUUUCAGAUUCGUCAAGUGAAACCUCAACAUUCUUGUCGUCUGAAAUAGCUUCCAGUCUCAAAUUUACACUUUUGAGUACCAUCAUGCAAUCUGUGUUCUCACAGUCCUACAUCUAUCAUUCUACUUUUGUCCAGCCAUCAAGCUCAUUGGCAUUAUCAUCUUCUGUGGACUCUCCAAGUCCCCAUUACAGGUCUUCUACCCAAACAGCAUUUUCUCCUGUAUUUUCAGCAACGUCACAUUUCUCAAGUCAUUCUUCUGACUCCAAGACCACUUUUGUACCAUCAUUGAUCACAAGUUCUUUGCUUGAGACAGGGAGUUUAGUAUCAACAGAGAUAAAAACACAAUCAGAACUAAUGUCCACCAGUGUAUCUUCUGUAUUUCCAUCAACUGAAGUGAUGGUAAGGAGCUCCUUUUCUCUAGGUAUAUCAUUAUCAGUACCCUCCUUAUCAAGCAAUUUAAGAACCCACUCAGAACUGUCUAUGAGUGUACCUUCCAUUUUCUCGUCAUCUGGAAAAAAGAGUUCCUUGCCUAGUCCUAUGAUGUCAUCAAUCCAUUUGAGCACUCAACUAAUGCCUACCAGUUUACAUUCCAUGUUCUCAUCAACUGAAGAGAUGGUCAUGAGCUCUUUGUCAAGUCUUACUCCGUCAUCAUCAAUCCCCUCCAGUAAAACCCAGUCAGAACUGUUCUCUAGUGUACGUCCCAUAAUCUCAUCAACUGAAGAGAUGGUCAUGAGCUCCUUGAUUAGCCCUUCGCCAUCACCAUCAGUACUGUCCAUUUCAGUGGUGAUGUCAUCCAGCUCUAUUAUAUCACCUAGUCCUACUGUUUCUCAGACAUCUAUGACAGGCCAGACUUUAGUACUGCCUUCCCUUCCCAGCACAGAUGUAUCGAUGCCCAUAUCAUCACACUUUGUUUCAGUUUCUGACAUCAAACCAACACCGCCAUCAUCCAGUCGACAUGAUGUUAUGUCCACGCCAGUUGUCACCACUCAACCAGCUACAACUCCGACAGAAACCACAACAGAACCUGAAAACCAGAGGCCUAUUAUCCAGUAUCCCAUUGAUGAAAUCAACAUUGCAUUAGGAGAUGUUCUGUAUUUCUUUAUCCCAGAAGACACCUUUCAUGACCCAGAGGAUGGGUUAACCUUUGAUCUUGAGCUUGACCUGCUCACUACGGACCAUGAACCAGUGAGUUCCUCUCACUGGCUGCAGCUAGUUAAUAAUCAGCUGACCCUUGCUGGUGUGCCUUUAGAAAGCAACCUCACAUUGUCAAGAAAUGAAUAUCUCUUGUCUGCAACAGAUUCAGAGGGGCUGGUGGCUUAUGAUGCAUUUGUUGUCAAAGUGCAGGAAAGAUCUUUAGAGUAUAAUCAUGAAUUAGUCAUCACCCUCAACAAUGACUUUCAAAAUUUUGUGGAAGAUAGCCAAAAUAUUGUUUCUUUAUGUGAUGGUGUAGCCAGUUAUCUUGGAGAUCAAAAUACUGAUGCUUUCAGUAUAGCUUCACUGGCUAAAGGUUCUGUAGUUAUGACAUAUUCAAAUAGGACCAUAACAAACAAGCAUUGUGACUAUGAAGCUAUUGAAAAUAUAUUUAGCAGCAUGGCCUAUCCCAAUGGCACACCAACAAAUGACUUUGAAAAAGUUCUCUUGCCAAACUAUGAAAUUAGAAACAUUGAAAGGAUAUUCUUAAAUAUUUGUUCUGUAAGUACUUUAUCGCCUGUGACUAAUAUUACUGAGUAUCCUGGGAUAGGGACCAACCUUCUUCUUGUGACAGUACUUCCAGCAUCUCUGCUGUCUUUCCUCUUUUUAUUCUGUUUCAUCAUCAUCUGUUGCUGCUACAAGCGCAGUAGAGGUGGGGAGGAGUUCUUGCUGCAUGAAGAGAAACCCAUCUUUGCAAAGAAUCGCAAGCCAAUUUACCUAGACAGAGAGCUUGAUGAUAAAGAACCCAACAGGACUUCUGAUCCUGUUAUUCUCCCAAUCGAUGUAGACCCUGUAAAGUCAUCUCAGACCUUCAGACGAAAACCUCAUGAAUAUCAAAGGGAGCCAAAACCACCACCUCCUCAGUAUAGACUGCCUGACUAUGCUCAUGUGAACUUGGGUUAUGAUGGCUUUGAUAAUGAAGUUGAAAAUGAUGUUUAUGAAAUGAAACCUCCGACAUAUACUUCACAACCCAUUCUCCAUAAUGUAGCUGAUCCGAAGUCACUUCCACCUCUUUACAGAUUGCCUCCACCAUACCAGUCUCAAGAUAGAGGAUUCUUUGAAGAAUCUGACAUUUGAUUUAAUGCUAUCUCAGCCACGGCGAGUUUUCUUUCAGCAAGAAAUUUAUCCACAUUGUGCAAUACUCAACCCAGGUGAGGUGAAUGGGUACCUGGCAGGAUUAAUUCCUUGAAUGCACCAAGCGCCUUUAGCAGCUAGAAUUACAGCCGGGGUAAUAUAUAGUGUGCCAUUGAAUAGCAAACUAGAUAAAUCAGCGCCUCAUAAAUGAUAAAAGCUAUGUAUUAUUAUUAUCUCUUCAUGUUGAUCAGUUAGCCCAAGUAUAGCCAGUUCAUUGGAAGGCUCUUGUGGCUAAGUAUUUAUUUCAUUGGGAAUUUUUUAGUGAAAGUUUUUAGAAUAAGCAACAUAAUAUUAAAUGAUUUUUAUGCAACAGAGCACUAUCUCAAAUUUUAGUGAAAAUUAUUUUUGUAUCUUUGACAACACAUUUUCUUUCCAAUAGCCAGCUACUUUAUAAAAAAAAAUAGGCUACUGCACUCAUAGGAACAAGAUUUCAACAUUACUUCAAACGAAACUUUAGAAGGAAGCAACACUCAGUUUAUUCUGAUGAAUGUUUGUUUUAGCCCUAUGCAAUAGUACAGUAAAAUGUAGUUUUCUAAUACUCCACACAUAUUUAAACUGAAAAGGACGCCAUUUCACAAAGACUUACAUUUGUCAUUAUUUAAACUUCAUGGUAUCUAGGAUGUUUAUUGGCUGCCGAUCCUUGUUACUAGUUAGUUACCACUGUGGCAAAGUUACAAUAAUUGUAUUUCUGAAAUGGCGCCCAGGUAAAACAUCAAAUCUCAUUGAAUUGCUGAAACCUUUACUUUUUACGUUCCAAGAUUAACACAAGCAUGCAUUCACAUCUAUAUUUCAAGUCUGACUAAUUACUUAAAGAGGGAAUUGUAUUGCGUGUUAUAUUACAUGCAUGUAAAUUACGCCCCUAUUGUGACAAAACUCGGACAUGUUGAUUCUUUCAGAUGGGUUGACCAUUACUGUAUGUAAUUACCACCAUUCAUUAUUAACAGCGUUUUUCUUUCAUAUGAUUACAAACCAUAUUUAAAUACUAUAUUUUUCAUGGUAUCUUACAUAGUUCUUCAGAUUAAUUCUUAUUUUCCCCUGUCCUUGGGAUUCAUCAUUCAUUUGAAUAUAUCUUUAAUUUUUAAAUUCUUACUCCUGAACCAUGUUAUAUUGUAUGUCUUAGUAGAAAUUGGUUGACCAAAAGGCUUCUAAUGAUCAUGAACUUUGGUGGCACACAUAUCAUGAAAUGAAUAAAUUGACUGUGUUAUUGCAUUUGGAUUUUGAAAAAUUAAGGGAAUAGGCAAGUAAAAAAUAUGCAGUUUUGAAUAUUUGAAAUUUGUGAUUAAGUUAACUCUAAAAGGUUUGGGGGCAGCAGAUUAGCACCCCCCUCAACAUUUUUUGUGCUGCUCGCUGACUUUUCACUUUCAAGUCUUGCGCAACUUUUGAGACCAAAUUUACUACAUGUAGUAAUGCAGUUACAAUAUUGCACAACAUUAUGUACCGUAAGGGCACUAGUAUUCAACCCGUUUGGAGAGUUUCCUCAAAUAUCUAGAAAUAUAGAAUUUACCUGAAUUUCAGACCCGUCUUAUUUCCAAGAGCAAAUGCUGGUUAUUCUUUUUCCGUUAUUUUUUUCUUCAACCCAUCGACUGUGUGCGCGGGCGAUCGAAUUAUACGGCGAUGGUUUUUGGCACUAGUAUUCAAUCCGUCGGCACUAGUAUUCAACCUAGCGAUGAAAGAUGGCCCUGUCUUUCAAUCUGCCCUUGUCCCAUCCGACUAUGGACUAGACCAAUUGAGAUGACACCAAACAGGGAAUUAAUCAAAGCCAGAGACUUACAUAAGUCUAGAUCUAAUUGAGCAAUCUAAACCAUUUUGAAAUUAGCCAUCUAUCAUCACUAGGUUGAAUACUAGUGCAUUUCAGUGCAAAAGGUCAUCGCCGCAUAAUUCGAUCCUCCGCGCAUACAGUCGACAGAUUGAUAAAGAAAAUACCGACAACAGAUUACACUGGAAAUAACAAAGGUAUGAAAUUAAGAUAAAUUCCCUAUUUCUAAAUAUUUGGGGAAUUUGUCCAAAUCUUUGAAUUAAGCCGGGUUGAAUACUAGUGCCCAUACGGUAAGUGCAUGUCAGACCCAGAAUUGCUAUUAGUGAAUUAAGAACAAAUCCAAAACAAAUCGUGUUUUUAGCCGAAAUUCAUAAAUAUAUCAUUUCUACUUUUACUGAUUAAAAUCAUUGAUUAUUUUUAUAAGAAUUAAGACGGCAACAAUUCCCAUUGAAUAAACAAUAAAAAACAAUAGUUGGAAAACAAAGAAAUAUUUAAUACAUUAGACAAAGAAUUGUUUUACCCAUACUUUAAAAAUUACAUUUGAUCGGAAUCCUACAGAGUCUGUGGAACUAGUCUUUCAAAUUACAAAUCAACGUCUUAGUGCAUGUACUUAAUUUAUUUCAAGUUGGUAAAUUUCAUGAAAUGACAUAUUCUAUCAAAACCAGUCCCUAUCGGAUUCCUUGUUGUCAAAGUGAAAUUGUAUUAUUGUAAUUAGAUCUAUCAUUUGUAGUUCUAUGCAUAUUACUCUUUUUAAACCCAUCUAGAUACAUUGAAUAGUACUUUAAACAAAUGUACAGUGUAUUCUCUCAAAACUUUCACAAUACUGCAUAGUAUACCAUUACAAUAAUGUACUCAAUCUGAUGCUUUUAUAAUUCCGUAUAUAUAUAUAUCCUUGCUUCUAUUCAUAAGUCUUCUAUCACAUGAUGAUCUGAAACCUUUGUUAAGUAGGUCCUUCAGCUCGCUAUUGUACUUGAAGUAAAAAAAAAUGAAUGAAUGUAAUGAUGAAAUAAUUAUUCUUUUGUUUUAUUUUCCAAAGUGAGUUGGUUAAAUGUUUUUCAAGAGGAACUAAAACAGACAUAAACAUGACAGACAUCACUAUACAACGAGCUUGCCUAGCAUAAUGAUUAUUGUACUGAAUAUUCUAAUAUCAUCUCAGAAAAUGAGUAAUAGUUGGUAAAAUGAGAAUUAAAGUUUAAUAUGACAUGUGAUAGUAACUUUACUUAUGAAAUCUGCAUACCUGUCAACUAUUCCUAUUGAAUUUUGGGUAAAAGAAAUUUUCAAUUAUAUCCUGUAUUCCUAUUCUGUGAUAAAUAUGAAGUAUUGAAUUGGAAAUUUAACUUCAUAUUUCUGGAAAUUUCUUGUUAUUUUUUUUAAAUUUCUUGGCUGUCAGGGUUUGCAAUUAUUGUAGCAAGUAUUCAUGGUAAAUGUAUUCAAAUGAGUAACUCUAUUAGCCCAGUUCCAUUGUAAUUGAACACUUCUUGAGUUCAGUGUUAAGGUAAAGCAUAAUGAUGCAGUGAUGUGUAUACUGAGUUUGUAUGUUGUUCCUAAUAGAGAAUAGAUAUUCAUUUUGUAACAUACAUGUGUAAACUCAUUUUGCUAGCAUCGAACCUUACCUUACGGAACAGUACUUUUUACUCUUUCAAUGUAAUAUUUCAUAAGUGUUUUGUCUGCUAUGUUGCUAUCUUAUGUAAUAAGUUUUUU
Molecule: messenger RNA, 9142 nt
Organism: Lytechinus pictus (painted urchin)
Lineage: Eukaryota; Metazoa; Echinodermata; Echinoidea; Temnopleuroida; Toxopneustidae
Product: mucin-2-like
Exons: 4
Coding region: 211-5628 (1805 amino acids)
Biological process (GO): axon guidance; morphogenesis of an epithelium; nerve development
Cellular component (GO): sarcolemma; dystroglycan complex; dystrophin-associated glycoprotein complex
Molecular function (GO): calcium ion binding; laminin binding
Source: RefSeq, a predicted model, not a curated record